UUUUCGUCCACAAAGGCUUGCGUGAUUCUUCCGCCUCUGCGAUUCGGGACUACCAUGGCGACGGCGACGACCAACGCGACCGGGAUGGUGACGGAGAAGAGAAAGCCGGUGUUCAAAACGGUGGAUCAGCUCAAACCAGGCACGAGCGGCCACACCUUGACGGUAAAAGUAGUGAGCUCGAAGCCUGUCAAGGUCGGAAACAGAGGAACCGGCCGAUCGUCGGCGAUGGUCAUGAAUCGGCCCUCGCAACCCACUCGUAUUUCCGAAUGCCUCGUCGGAGACGAUACUGGGACCAUUCUAUUUACUGCUCGCAAUGACCAAGUUGAUAUUAUGACACCUGGCACUACUGUGAUUCUGCGUAACGCAAAGAUUGACAUGUUCAAGGGGACGAUGAGGCUAGCAGUUGACAAAUGGGGACGUGUUGAAGUAACUGAGCCUGCUAACUUUGAAGUUAAGGAGGAUAAUAAUCUCUCCUUAGUUGAAUAUGAAUUGGUUAAUGUUGACAACUAGUUAUUAAUGCUAGAAAGAGUGAGAGGUAUAUUUAUAUGGGAGUGAAUAUUUUGAAGUUUCUGAAGGUUGCAUUUGUGUUUCUGACCUUGGCUUGAACUAUUAACUGGGAUGCUAUUUUUAUAUAUGGUUUACCCAAAUUUUGCUGAA
This is a messenger RNA of Morus notabilis, 657 nucleotides long. RefSeq lists its product as uncharacterized. The transcript is spliced from 2 exons. The record is from RefSeq and is a predicted model, not a curated record. Lineage: Eukaryota; Viridiplantae; Streptophyta; Magnoliopsida; Rosales; Moraceae. The coding region runs from base 55 to 510 and encodes 151 amino acids.